AUGAAUUUGCAUGUCGGGAUAAAGGCCAAUAUCGCGAUAUUGUUCCCACCUGCACCUAAGCAGGCUAGGAUACAGCGAGGGAAUGUUCUUUUGAAGCAAGGAGAUAUAGACGCUGCGGAGAGCGACUUCCAUGCAGUUGUAAGUGCUACCUCAUUUUGGAGGGAUCGACUGAUUCUACGUCUACUUUAUUUGUUGUUGUCUGUUCUUAUUAAGUUAGCCGUAGAGCCACGAAAUGUGGAAGUAGCCGCCAAAGUAGAAUUGGUAGCUGUUUUGCGACAGUACCUCCAUCAGGCAAAGUCUUUUUUCGAGCGGAAAGAUUAUCAUUCGGCUGAGUAUUACUUGAACAAGGCUGUCGAGGUACGGUGCUCCGCUGAUUCAUAUUUGAAGCCGAUUUGUUUAAAGUGGUAUUGUAAGCAUCUCAUGUGGGAUCCCUCGUUGUAUCGGCUUCGAGCUAAGUGUUUGGAAUCACUGGGUGAGGUGAGAAAAGCUAUCGCUGAUAUGCGAACUCUCACAAAGUUGGUGGCAGACAGUACGGAUGAUUACUUGAGGAUCGCACAGCUCUAUUAUGGGAUCGGAGAGGUUGAACAGUCUUUGUACCAAAUUCGUGAGUGUCUCAAGUUGAAUCCAGAUCACAAGGAAUGUUUCCCGUUCUACAAGAAAGUUAAGAAACUCGCAAAAAUGAAGGAAUCAAUGGAUGACGCCACGGCUCGUGAGGACUGGAUGACAUGUCUAGAAAAGGGUCAACAAGUUCUAAAAAUUGAAACUAAAGUAAGCGAAAUCCAAAUGGAUAUCUAUCGACACCUAUGUAGGUGCAACAUGAAGCUUGGCCAUAUUGACGAAGCGAUCCAGCAGUGCACGGAUGUUUUGGAGAACAGUGAUCCGAACGAUGUCGAAGUUCUCUGUGAUCGUGCAGAAGUGUACCUUAUGGAUGAACGAUAUGAUGAGGCUAUUGAAGACUUCCACAAGGCUUAUCAAGUGCAUGGGGAGUCUAGGCGAGCACAGGAAGGCUUGGAGAAGGCCCAGAAACUGAAGAAACAAGCUGGGAAGCGCGACUACUAUAAAAUUCUUGGGCUGAAAAGAAACGCAAGUAAACGGGAUGUCAGCAAAGCGUAUAGAAAGUUAGCUCAGAAGUGGCAUCCAGACAACUUCAGCGAUGAAAAGGAAAAGAAAACUGCUGAGGCGAAGUUUAUAGACAUCGCCGCUGCGAAAGAGGUGCUUUCAGAUGAUGAGAAACGAGCGCAGUUCGAUCAGGGAAUCGACCCUCUUGACCCAGACGCUAAGCAAGGUGGCAAUACGCAUUAUCAUCACGGUUUUCCUGGUGGGUUCAUGUUCCGAGAGGGCGGAGGACCGUUCAGCUUCAAGUUUAACUUCUAG
Messenger RNA from Haemonchus placei, 1374 nucleotides. Lineage: Eukaryota; Metazoa; Nematoda; Chromadorea; Rhabditida; Trichostrongylidae. The record is from the annotation of a GenBank genome assembly.